UGAUUUAAACUUCACCGAUGGUAACAAAGUCGCAAACCGCACUUUUGAAUGUGGCAGUAACUUAAUUCAAUAAAUAAUUUUUUAGGUAACUAAUGAAAAACUGAAUCAAGACCGUUUUAACUUUAAAAUGUCUGAUUUACCUUAUCAAGUUGAAUAUGCUAAGUCCGGUCGAGCAUCAUGUAAAGCGUGUAAAAAUAAAAUAGACCAAGGAGUUUUGCGAAUAGCAAUAAUGGUGCAGUCGGCUUUUCAUGAUGGCAAGCAACCAAAUUGGCAUCAUGAAGAAUGUUUCUUUAAAAAAAAAUGUCCUGGAAGUAUUGCUGAAAUUGCAAAUUUUAAUAAACUUAAAAAUGAUGAUCAAGUCAGAAUAAAGAGCAUGUUGGGUAAUCCAUCAGGCAUUGUGAUGCCUGCAGAAAAAAAUAAGAAAGGCAAGUCUAAUAAAAGGGACAACAGCGAAAAGGCAGCUUUGGCAAAUUAUUCUAUUGAAUAUUCUAAGUCGAGUAGAGCAACAUGUAAACAUUGUGAUAUUAAAAUUUGUAAGGGAGAAAUAAGAGUUUCGAAAUUGUCUUAUGAUCCAAAGUAUGGAGAUCAUCCCAAUUGGCAUCAUCUUAAUUGUUUUGCUGAGAAAAAAAACGAAUUUUUAUUCUUAGCUGGUGGUGAAGAUCUUCCAGGUUUUAAGAGUCUCAAUAAGGAAGAUCAGAAAACAGUUAAGGAUGCCAUCAAAGCGUCCAAAGAUGAUGAAGUGCCUGUGAAAAAGUUAAAAUUGGAACCAAAAGAUGAAGCUGAUAUAAAGAAAGAAAAGGAUUUACAAAAAAAAAUUGAAAAACAAAAUAAAUCAUUCCAUAAAUAUCGUAGUGUACUCGCUGACCUCACUAAGAAUGACCUGCAGGAUUUACUUGAAGAUAAUUUACAAGAGGUGCUGAAAGGUCGUGAUGAGUGUCUGGAUCAUUUGGCUGAUAUUAUGACAUUUGGAGUUCCUGAGCCGUGUCCAGACUGUAAAGGGCAACUUGUAUUGGACACAUUUUACUAUAAGUGUACAGGAAAUAUAAGCGAAUGGUCGAAAUGUAGAUAUACAACUAAAACUCCUAAGAGAAAAACAAUGAAAGUCCCUAAAGCAUUUCAAGAUCAUGUAAUAUUCAAAAAAUUUAAGUCAAAGUGUAGCGAUAGAAUAUUUGAAAGUGAGCCACCUCCGAGCAUUGUAGUCGUAAAGAAAGAGGAACCAGAGAGUUCUCAGAAAGACAAACCGGUUCCACCAUUGAAGAACCUUCAAUUUUUCAUCUAUGGUAAAUUCAAAACUCCCAAAGAGGAUAUCAAGCACCGCAUUUUGAAGUUGGGAGGCUUAGUUGUGAAUAAGCUAACAGAUACACUAGCAGCUGUAAUAUCCACCAAGAAUGAUCUAGAAAAAAUGAAUGUCAAAAUGGAAGAAAUACAAGAUAAAGAUAUAGAGGUUGUCGAAGAAUCAUUCUUGGACCUAAUUGAUCCCAGCAAUGGAAGUGUUACAAAAUCACUAGAACUUAUAAGAGAAAAUAAUAUUGCGGAUUGGGGAUCUGACCCGACUAAACGAGUUCCUCAAGAUGUUAUUGAUGGAAAGUCCAUACAAAAGUCUGGGAGCAUGUAUGCAAAAUCCAAAUCUACCAUCACAAAGCUGAAAAUUAAAGGCGGCACGGCCGUGGACCCCGACUCGGGGCUGGAGGAGCUGGCGCACGUGUACCAGGCGCCCGACGGCUCCAAGUACACCGCCGUGCUGUCCAAGACCGACGUGGUGGCCGGCAAGAACUCCUACUACAAGCUGCAGGUGCUCAGAGCUGACGGGAAGAACAAGUUUUGGUUGUUCCGAUCUUGGGGCAGAAUCGGUACUCCGAUCGGAGGCAAUAAGGUGGAAGAAUGUAAGACUCUUAACGAAGCAAUUGAAAAAUUUGAAAACCUUUACAUGGAACGAACGCAAAACCCCUGGGAGGAGCGGCAAAACUUCGUUAAGAUGCCGGAGUCGUACUACCCCAUAGACAUGGACUACAGCGACGAGCCGGCAGCGUCGCUGCAGGUCGAUAAGCAAUGCUCGCUACACAUGUCCGUGCAGAAUCUCAUACAGAGGAUCUUCAACAUCGACAACAUGAAGAAGACGCUCCUCGAGUUCGAACUUGAUACGGAAAAAAUGCCUCUCGGAAAAUUAUCCAAGAAACAAAUUAAAUCCGGAUACAAUGUUCUCUCCGAGUUACUUAAAUUUAUUGAGAAAGGAUCUACAAGCGAAAACAAAAUCAUCGACGCUACUAACAGAUUUUACACUUUAGUGCCACAUAGUUUUGGAACUGAUAAUCCCCCACUGCUGAAUACUGUCGAAAUCAUAAAGAAUAAAACUGAAAUGUUAGACAACCUAUUGGAGAUUGAAAUCGCCUACAGUUUACUCAAAACGGAAAGCGAUGAUGGUGUAAGUCCUAUUGAGGCUCAUUAUCGAAAAUUAAAGGCAGAAAUCACUCCUCUCGAUAAGAAGAGCGAAGAAUUCGAAAUGAUUUUAGAAUAUGUGCGGAAUACGCACGCUGCUACACAUUCUAGCUAUACGCUAAAAGUACAAGAGGUAUUCCAAGUUGUUCGUGAAGGAGAAGAGAAGCGUUUCAAACCAUUUAAAAAACUUCACAACAGAAGACUACUAUGGCACGGUUCACGUGUUACCAAUUUCGCUGGAAUUCUCUCCCAAGGUCUUCGAAUUGCCCCACCGGAGGCACCAGUGACCGGGUACAUGUUCGGGAAAGGCAUUUACUUCGCGGACAUGGUCUCUAAAUCUGCUAACUACUGCUGCACGGACAAAAGAAACAACGUCGGGCUGCUGCUGUUGAGUGAUGUGGCUCUCGGAAACAUGAAGGAGUGCCGGCGCGCCGAGAACGUGACGAAGCUGCCGAGCGGCGUGCACUCCGUGUGGGGCGUGGGCAGCACGCAGCCCGACCCCGCGCGCGCGCGCCGCCUGCGCGACGUGCUCGUGCCGCUCGGGCCGCCCGCCGCGCCCGCCGCGCCGCUCGACACCUCGCUGCUCUACAACGAAUUCAUCGUUUACGACGUCGCGCAAGUGAAUGUUAAGUACUUGGUACAAAUGGAGUUCAACUAUACACACUAAAUUCUUACUUUAAUGCUGGCAUUUAAUCAUUAUUUUGUUACCGUUUAAUUCUUAACUAUUUUUAUGUAGUUUUAUGAAACAAUUACAAUUUGAAUGUUAAUUCGUUU
This is a messenger RNA of Vanessa atalanta (red admiral), 3210 nucleotides long. RefSeq names its product poly [ADP-ribose] polymerase (gene Parp1). Gene Ontology annotation, molecular function: NAD binding; DNA binding; zinc ion binding. The record is from RefSeq and is a predicted model, not a curated record. NCBI's taxonomy places the organism in Eukaryota, Metazoa, Arthropoda, Insecta, Lepidoptera, Nymphalidae. The transcript is spliced from 20 exons. Gene Ontology annotation, cellular component: nucleus. The coding region runs from base 128 to 3103 and encodes 991 amino acids.